GACGGCAGCGAGAGAAAAUACUCUCUCCUUAUUCGUCUUUUUUUUUUUAUUCUAAAAAGUCGAGAAAGAAGAAAAAGAACAACUUGAAGUACACAUCUCGGCGAUUGAAUUGACUGGUUGAACCCCUCAGUUGAAUUCUUCAACAAGAUCAAAUUAACCAUGGCGACAACAGCGACAACAAAACAGCGCCUGGCCCUCGCCAUCUGCGACUUCCUAUCCACCUCCCUCACGGACGGCACCCUCUCGGCCGAGGACAAGGACAGCAUCGACGUAGCCGUCAACUGUAUCGCCGAGUCCUUCAAGGUCGACCCCACCGACCCCGCCGCCGUCUCCGCCGCCACCGGCACCCAGAACCUGCUGCAGAUCUACGGCGUGUACGAGAAGCUCAAGUCGACCACCGCCGCCGCCAACAAAUCCGGAGCCUCGCCCUCCCCCUCGUCUCCCAACAACACCGCGGCCGAAAAGGAAGGCGAGAAAGUCAAGGAGCCCACCGAUGAAGAAAAGGCCCACGCCGAAGACCUCAAGGUCCGCGGCAACCGCGCCAUGGCCUCCAAGGACUACCCCGCCGCCAUCGACCUGUACACGCAGGCCCUGGCCCUGCACCCGCGCAACCCGAUCUACCUGUCGAACCGGGCGGCGGCCUACAGCGCCGCGCGCGACCACGCGAGCGCCCGCGCCGACGCCGAGGCCGCCGUCGCCAUCGACCCCAAGUACACCAAGGCCUGGUCGCGCCUGGGGCUCGCGCGCUUCGCCCUCGGCGACGCCCGCGGCUCCAUGGAGGCCUACCAGCUGGGCAUCGAGCACGAGGGCAACGGCGGGAGCGAGGCGAUGAAGAAGGGGUUCGAGACCGCGAGGAGGCGCGUCGAGGAGCUGGAUGCCGAGACGGGUAGUGUUGACUCCGCGCGCGGAGGUGCUGGUGGUGGUCUUCCUGACCUCGGCAGUCUAGCGAGUCUCUUGGGCGGUGGUGGUGGUGGUGGUGGCGCCGGUGGAAACCGAGACGCAGGAAGCGGGGGUGGAUUCCCCGACCUCAGCAGCAUCAUGAGCAACCCUAUGUUCGCGAGCAUGGCGCAGAACCUCAUGUCGAACCCGGACAUGAUGCAGAACCUGAUGAGCAACCCGCGCCUGCGCGAGAUGGCAGACCGCUUCUCGAGCGGCGGCGGCAUGCCCGACUUGAGCUCUCUGAUGAGCGACCCAAACAUCGCCGAUAUGGCUAGGAAUAUGAUGGGCGGCGGCGCUGACGGAAACCCUGGAGCUGGGCGCGGCGCGGGACGAUGAUCGAUCGAUCGGUAUUAUCCCUUCUCGGUACUAGAGCGCUUGUUCCUACCCCCAUUUAGCAUGGAGAGUAGGCGUAUAGGAGUUGCCGGGCGAGAGAACGCAAAAGAGCGUAGCGUAGCGUUUCCAGAGACCAAAAAAAAAGAUGGUUGGGUAGGAAGGAUAUAAGAUCAUUAUGAGUGACGGUUC
This is a messenger RNA of Daldinia caldariorum, 1461 nucleotides long. RefSeq lists its product as uncharacterized. NCBI's taxonomy places the organism in Eukaryota, Fungi, Ascomycota, Sordariomycetes, Xylariales, Hypoxylaceae. The transcript has 2 exons. The record is from RefSeq and is a predicted model, not a curated record. Gene Ontology annotation, cellular component: TRC complex; membrane. Gene Ontology annotation, molecular function: molecular adaptor activity; protein binding. The coding region runs from base 160 to 1275 and encodes 371 amino acids. Gene Ontology annotation, biological process: post-translational protein targeting to endoplasmic reticulum membrane.